Molecule: messenger RNA, 148 nt
Organism: Entrophospora candida
Lineage: Eukaryota; Fungi; Glomeromycota; Glomeromycetes; Entrophosporales; Entrophosporaceae
Source: the annotation of a GenBank genome assembly
UUAUCAAGAAGAUAAACACUUUGCUCCAAUUUGGGACAUAUUACAUAAUCCUAAUGCAACUGCCAAACAAAAAGCACAAGUAAAGAAUUAUGAAUUGGUUGGAAACAAAAUAUAUCUUCAUGAAGGAAAACGUCUUGUAGUACCAUGA